Messenger RNA from Tripterygium wilfordii, 995 nucleotides. RefSeq names its product salicylic acid-binding protein 2-like. The record is from RefSeq and is a predicted model, not a curated record. NCBI's taxonomy places the organism in Eukaryota, Viridiplantae, Streptophyta, Magnoliopsida, Celastrales, Celastraceae. Gene Ontology annotation, biological process: jasmonic acid metabolic process; salicylic acid metabolic process. Bases 45 to 830 code for a protein of 261 amino acids. Gene Ontology annotation, molecular function: methyl salicylate esterase activity; methyl jasmonate esterase activity; methyl indole-3-acetate esterase activity. The transcript is spliced from 3 exons.
AUAGAACUUCAGCCUGAAACUCUUGUAUAGCAAAAGAAGUAGAAAUGGAGAGCAAGAUGAAGAAGCAUUUUGUUUUGGUUCAUGGAGCAGGUCAUGGUGCUUGGUGCUGGUUCAAACUUGUUCCGCUACUCGAAUCAGCUGGUCACAAGGUCACUGCUUUAGACCUAGCAGCUUCUGGUAUCAAUUCUAAACAACUUGAAGAUAUUGGUUCCUUCUCUGAUUAUGUUCAACCAUUGUUGAAAUUCCUGGCCAGUCUUCCCCAAGAUGAGAAGCUAAUUCUAGUUGGCCACAGCUUUGGUGGUUAUUGUAUCUCUUUAGCCAUGGAGAAUUUUCCAGAGAAAAUUCUGGUUGCGGUUUUUGUUUCAGCUUUUAUGCCUAAUCAUGCUUCCCCACAAACAUCUGAUCUCCUACAAGAGCUUAACAAAAGGAGUACCAACAAUUCCUAUCUGGAUUGCAAGUUUAGUGUCAUGGAAGGAACAGAAAAGCCAACAACUUGUAUGUCUUUUGGUCCACUUUUCUUGGCCAGGAUCUAUCAGAACUGCUUGCCAGAAGAUCUGGAAUUGGCCAAAAUGCUGGUACGACCUCUUGGGUUAUUCAGGCUAUCGGACAAGGACUCUGUUCUGACAAAGGGUAAUUUCGGGUCAGCGAAUCGGGUUUUUGUGGUCUGCGGUGAAGAUGCAUCGAUCAACGAGGAAUUUCAGCGGUGGAUGAUUGAGAAUAGUCCUCCUAAUGAAGUGAAAUAUAUUAGUGAAGCUGGACAUAUGGUCAUGCUCUCAAAGCCAGAACAACUUUGCCAGUGUUUGCUGGAGAUUGUUGACAAUUAUCAAUGAAUUUCAUAUAAUUAUGCCUCAGGCCGGCCGCUGGCUACUGCAUCACAACGCUCGAUCUCCCAGCCUCGGGCAUAAAUAGGAAUGUAAUAGCAGAUGUUCACUCUUGAAUGAAUUUGAUUUUUAUUCCGAACACAAAAAAUAUAUUAUUGAAUUCAUUUUACUAAA